AUGCCGCGUACAAAAGGAGAUGGCGAGGGCAAGAAACAGCCUGCGAUUCCUCGGCCUAGUUCUAGUGUGAUUCUAGUCUCCCCAAAGAACGAGAUCCUGCUCCUCCAUCGGGUCCAGACAUCCAGCUCUUUCGCAUCUGCCCACGUGUUUCCGGGUGGGAAUUUGUCCAGCCAAGAUGGCGCAUGUCCGCCUCCGGAAGACCUUUCGAGGCAUGAUGAUGCCCCCCAUUACCGACGGGCAGCAAUUCGCGAGCUUUUUGAGGAGAGCGGGAUUCUCUUUGCGAAGGACGGAAGCUCAGGCAAGCUGCUCGCCAUUGAUGAAGCCACUAGAGAACAGGGUCGAAAGCUCAUUCAUCAGAAUAAGGUAACCUUCGAUGAGUGGCUGAAGCAGCAACAUGCGAACGCUGAGCCUGACACAGACCAAUUAAUCCCGUUCAGCCGCUGGGUUACUCCGAAUAAUGUCCCCAAGCGCUAUACAACCCAGAUGUAUAUCUACUUUAUGCCAUUGCCCGUGAAUCUCGAUAAGAAACUACUCGACGAGCUACCGGCGGAAGGAGAGCGCGAAGAAAUCCAGGUCCCAACUAGCGAUGGUGGUAUCGAGGUCACAGAAGCGCAAUUCCUCCCAGCCUCGGAAUGGCUUCGUCGCGCACAGAGCGGAGAGAUUAUUCUCUUCCCCCCACAGUUUCUCCUGCUUCACAUAGUGUCCGGCUUUCUUGACAAGAAGCCUCGGUCGGACAUUUCGGCGGAGGAGAUGGAAAAACGUCGGGCAGGGCUCGUCGAGUUUCUGCACUCGGGCACGCCCCCUUGGACAAAUAAGUGCAUCUCGCCCAAAAUGAUGAAAGUGACUGAAGACGGACGUACAGUCCUGGCCUUAGACGAACCAGGUCCUGAGCUGGAGGGAUCUAGCAGACGAGGCGAGUCGGAGUAUGUUGUGCUUGUGCGCUUUACGAAGGGGAGUGUGAGGGAGGUAACAGUAGCCUUGAAGAAGGAUGUUCUCCGAGAGGGACGAGAAAAGCGAAGUAAUCUUUAG
Molecule: messenger RNA, 1029 nt
Organism: Penicillium canariense
Lineage: Eukaryota; Fungi; Ascomycota; Eurotiomycetes; Eurotiales; Aspergillaceae
Exons: 3
Coding region: 1-1029 (342 amino acids)
Cellular component (GO): mitochondrion
Molecular function (GO): hydrolase activity, acting on acid anhydrides, in phosphorus-containing anhydrides
Source: RefSeq, a predicted model, not a curated record